Molecule: messenger RNA, 914 nt
Organism: Halichondria panicea
Lineage: Eukaryota; Metazoa; Porifera; Demospongiae; Suberitida; Halichondriidae
Exons: 1
Coding region: 100-789 (229 amino acids)
Molecular function (GO): L-ascorbic acid binding; iron ion binding; oxidoreductase activity, acting on paired donors, with incorporation or reduction of molecular oxygen
Source: RefSeq, a predicted model, not a curated record
AUGCUGACUUGCAGAGAACUGGAUACAAAAGAAGCAACAAUUUUUAUCACAGGAUAAGAGAAUUUUAACAUAUUGUGAGUGAUAAACUACGAGUACAAGAUGUCUAUGAACUGGGGUGAUUCACAAACUGACCACCCUCCAAUCUUCCACAGGCUACCCGCUGCUUUUGGUGGUCCAGUGUCUCCAACCAGCGAACCAUUCCUUGGUGAUCUCGGGGUCAUCAUCAAAAACACAAUCUCUGGCGAGGAAUGCAGAGCCCUAAUCAAGGCCGUGGAGGAGCAAGGAUUCCAGGCUGCUGAUGAAUACUGCUUCAGUUAUCGUGAUCGACUAAACGAUAGAUUCAUGUCUGACGACUCUCAGCUAGCCGACAUCUUAUGGAGUAGGGUGGAGCAGUUUGUACCGAAAAAGAUUGACAAUCCAUUCGGAUCUAGAGACCCACGGACUUGGGAGGUGGAGAAAAUGAACAUUCGAUUUCGAUUCUGCAAGUACAUCGGCGGGAAAGGUCACCACUUCGGAGCACACACUGACGGAAUGUAUAGUAUUGAUAAUACUCACACUAGUCUGCUCACUUGUAUGUUUUAUUUGAACGGAGGAGAUGAAUUUAAAGGUGGUACGACAGAUUUCAUUGACCACAAGACGCAUGAGCGCAAGUGUUCUGUUUGUCCUGAGCCCGGACUGUGCCUCAUAUUCAGACAAGCUAACCUGGAUUGCUAUCAUCUUGGCACUGAAGUCACUGAAGGAUUGAAAUAUAUACUGAGAACUGAUAUUAUGUAUCACAGUAAAUCAUAGUGAUUGACUGUGUGCAAUUGCCUGUUUAGUUAGUUUGUUUUGUUUUUAUAUUUUUUAUACACAUGCAUCAAAUUGUAAAAAUUAUUAUUGUAUUCACAAAAAUAAAAACGUUGUUACUAAUUACA